Gaeumannomyces tritici R3-111a-1 is the source of this 627-nucleotide messenger RNA. RefSeq lists its product as hypothetical. The record is from RefSeq and is a predicted model, not a curated record. Bases 1 to 627 code for a protein of 208 amino acids. Lineage: Eukaryota; Fungi; Ascomycota; Sordariomycetes; Magnaporthales; Magnaporthaceae. The transcript is spliced from 3 exons.
AUGGUCAGCGGGGACCCAAGCGGGACCAACACAAGGAUGAAAGGAGGCAAGCGCGCACGGAUUAGGCAGGGGGCUCCAGGUCCAGAAUCUCGCUGGGGGGACGCACCGCUGUGCUGGCUCUAUGAUUGGCUCGCACCACCUGCAGCUAUUGCCUGGUGGGGCUCUAGGCCACCGCCAGCAGCCCAGUGCGCCGGACACCAAUUGAAUCCAACGUUGGCACCGGAAAUGCAGGUGGGCGGGCUGCGAGCCUACCGCACUCAGGGGCCGUUCGAGGCUGGCCAGAGAGGCGCGGGAGGCGAGUGGGAGACCGGCUUGAAGGCUUCCACGACUCCCUCUAAUGGCAAAUCUGACAUCUCUCUCUCGGGAUACUGUUAUAGGCUUCAUGUUGAUUUCCACGCUAUCGUGCUGAUCCCACCAUUCACGUUCGUCUCUGACCGCAUCAAAGACGGCAGGUACGCUCGAGCGGCCAUGGGGCCGUCCCAAGGACUCGAGCUUUAUUCAGCAUUUCUUGCCACAGCGGCUCUGCACAAGCAACCGUUCACCCGUUGCGCAAGUCCCAGGGAUCAGAACUUCCCUGGGACCUCUAGGACACUGCGCUGGAUCGAAUGGCCUUGCCUGGUUCCUUAG